CCACAUUCAAAUACUAGCAGUGCGACCUCUCCUAACCUCUUGACAGUUGAAAUGCUACUUCUAUACGUACUUAAUUUUUUUUGCUAUAAUAAUUAAGUCGUAAUGAACAGUAAUUAUUUAAAACGGACUUCUCGUAAGGGCAGAAAGAGUCAAAGAGGUCAGCACCGAGCCGAGCAGCACAUACCAGGAGUGAAAAUAGAUGGCGCUGUUGUCCAUGGUUAGCUAGUGAACGCUACUCGUUUGGACCAUCUUCCAGAACUUUAACCAAAAUAUAAAAUGCUAAAAAUGGUAAUUCCUCAAUUGAGAGUAAAACAAGUGACUCAGAUACAAUCAUGAAGAUCCAGUUUUCCUACAACAGAAGAUCUGCAUGUUUAAUCAUUGAUGGCAGAGCCCAUCUGUGAAUGAAAUCGCUCUGAUUGGCAGCUCAGCUCAGCACCUGAGAAGAGAAACGGAAGUGAGGAAAGUAAAGAACAGCUCAAGUCAAGAAGGCAUGAGACCAAGACAGUUUUGUUGCACAAGCGCAUCACUGUAUUUCAAGGAAAACUCUCACCUGACUGACUCAGCUAGCCCUGAGGCAUGUUGUGUUAAAGAAACACCUAUGCAGGUGGAUCCUACACUAAUGAAUGUAGGGGAUGGAGGCACGGUGAGCAGAGAGAUCAGUGCUCCAAAUAAAGCGUCUGCUAGUAUGGUGGGAAAUCCCCCCCAGACGCUACCCCCUGAGUUUAGAGGAGAUGUUACCCUCAGUCAGCAAAACAAGACCACUCCAACAACAGACUGUAAGACGGCAAAAGCCUGCCUGGACACUAGCAAUUACAACCACAGCCCUGAGCUUUCUUCACCUCAGCAGCCCAACAAUGCACCGACAUCCGGCUCAGCCCUCACCGGCUCAGAGAAGAGAGCAGACAAAAGGGCAGAGGCCCCCAAACUCAAAGCUGAUGGCGCGGGGGUCUUCCCCGCUCCUCAGUGGUCCAGUGGUGUAAAAGUCAGCCGGGAGGACUCACUCAGCCCCUGUCACAGCAAUGUGACGUCCAGUAAGAAAUCACACCCGCAAACACAAUCUGUGCAAAGCGUUCCACCUGGCUUUCAGUGCUCUGCCAUGUAUAAACCAGUCCAGCCUGUUGCCUUCCUUCCUCCCACUAAUUUUCCCUCUCCACUUUGUAAAAUCACUCUUCCACCAGCAUUGGGUCAGAUUGCGGCGUUGAGAGAAGCCACAGCCAGUCAGUUUCAAAAAGAAAUUCAGCCUCAAAGCUCAGGUGUCGGAGGGACACCUCUCAUGCGGACCUAUCCCUAUCCAUUCUCUGUUGGCCGCACUCCAGCUGCAGAGAAAAAAGCUGGCACGUCAUCAUCGAAACUUAAAUCUAACCAUUCAUCUAAUAAGAGCGCCAAAUCUAUGGGAGAGCAUAAAUCUUUAGCCUCAGUGGUAGCCUCACCAGCUAUUGCCCUACCAUUGCAGCACCCGUCAUUAACUCCUGCAGCACCCACCCGCUACACGCUGUCUCCGACUGCUGCCAUUUGCUGUGGCUCUGCACUGGCCAGCAUCACCUCUCAGAGCAGACUGCUGAACCAUGUGGAGAAAAGCAACAGCAUAGACAAGACAACCAUGGGGUCUAUUAAAACGACACCUCCCUCUUCUUCAGAGGACCACACAGCCUGCUCUGUUGAACCAAGAGAUGUUCCUCUUGAUUUAUCUGCUAAAUCAAAACGUCCAAAAUGCAUAAAUGACCCUCCGGUUACAAUGAUUGAGCCUUAUAAUAAUGAGUCAAAUCAGAGAGAUUUUCUGAACUCAAAGAGGACUCAUUCUACUACUUUUAGCUCAGCUGUGCAAUACCCUAUCUUACCUAACACUCACAGAAAUGGAUCUCAUCAAAAGCAAAUAAGCAGGCCUCAGAAUCACCAGGUCCUUGAACCCAAGCCAGCCUGGGGCAAGGGAUCGUCACAAGACUCCAUAAAAAACAUCCCUGGAACUUAUGUCGGCGUGGCUAGCCCCAUACUGGCCUCCACACUACGAGGAAAAGACGGAAAAGGGACUUUUGCAGAUGAAUUUCAGAGUUUUGCAAAGCAGGAGUUUAUAUCUAUAAUUGACCAAGGAGAGCAUCUGGCCUCAGGAGGAAAGAAGCCAUCCUGUCUGAUGAAGGGCAACCAACAUGCUCACGGCGUCAAGCAUGUUAAAAACACCAGCACAGCCAUAACUAAGAACUGUCCCUCUAAAGGAGCCCUAACGACUGCCCUGUCAAGCUCUGCCAGUGUACAGACUCAUCCGAAACCUGGAGCUGGCAAAACAGCGGUGCCAUACUCCACCACUGUUGUCAGUCCAGCUUGGCAACAGCCGUCUCAUCCUUCGCACCAAGCGUCAUCUGUUCAGCGGAAAAUCACGCAAGGAUCUCCAAAGACGAAGGGCACGACAGCUGCAGAGGGAUCUAAGUUUCAGAGUGCCCAUCACAGCCCGUCCAAACCUGAGGAGGAUAAGUGGGAGAGAAUGAAGUCUCCCCUGUCUAACCUCGCGUCCAUCGUGAAGCAACAAGCCCUUGAAACAAUAGCAACCACAGGCGAGGGGAAUACUCAAACUUCACCUGUUGCAUCAAGAAAACCUGAUGUUCUGACCCCACUCACCGGGGGCCAAGACACCCAAUCCAAACAGACAUCUGUUUUUGAAUACCCACCAUACUGGCCAGUGGAAAAAUGGCCCAGUGCACCACCUCAAGGGGAUUCAACUCAAGCUACGAAGAGGCACGAGAAGGCGAACACCACUGAGCCUUUGGAGAAUAAUACCGAGUUAAACACCAGCCAGGGGGAACACAUGGGACUACAAGCCAAGCAAGGCUCCUCAAAGCCUGCCGGCCAGUCUCACCUCUUUGGGAGCAAUGCAUCAACAAAUGGGAACAGGAUGGAGAGCAAACUAGCCCAGGUGUUAGAGGGGGAUACGUUAAAGAAAGAAAGUGGGGCGUCAGACAGUCCUGCCAGUGAAAAACUGGAAGGCAUGGUCGCGUCUAUUCUUACAGGCCAGUGUGCGGCGGGAGGCGACAAGUUUGAGAAGAAGACAAACGGAACCAAAGAGGAGUCGCCAACCAAAGCAAAAGCUGCCGUCGUCAAACAAAAGAAAACCAGUCCUAAGAAGCCAGCGAAGGAGAAGUCACCGCCGGACACAUCAAAGAAGGCUGCAGGAAAGAAAAAGCAAGACACAGAAAACACUCCGACCAAAGUGUCCUGCCAAAAGAAGCAGAAGAAACAAUGUGCACCUGCACUGGAGCAGAGCCUAUCAGCGGGGAAACUUUCUCCACCGAGUAAAGAGCCGACUCAGAGGGACAAGAUCAGUCCCAACAAGGUUGAGCAACCAACCCGCAACAAAUCAGUUACAGAUAGCAGCAGCAGUGCCCAGAGUGUAGAGACUCCCGUGUCUCUCAGCCGCUCUGCUAUAUCCAGUAAGGAGACCAACGUUACAGGGAACUCCUUCCCAAGACUGAGAAGAGGGCGACGGCGAGCUGACGAGGCUCGACUUGAUCUCUGGGGCUUUGCAACGCCUUCCCCUCCACCCCCACAAAUGCCUCCUCCACCAGUAUCCCCGUCGCCCCCUCUGACUCCCACUCAACCCGCCCGCCGUCCAAGAGGAAGGCCUCGCUCAAACCCCCUGCCAGAGCGAGGGACUCAGGGCAAGGGCAAAGCAGCCAGUGCAGACGGUGACACGCCUGCUUCUAAGAAACGCCGGCGGUGUCGUAGCAAAAAGUACCAGACUGGGGAAUACAUCACUGAGAAAGACAAGCUGGAAGACGGAGAGCACCUCGAGGAAUCUGACUCCCUGAGACAGGACAGCGGAGUCCCAGCAGAUCCACAGGCGGAUCAGUGUCCAAGCCCUGUCGCCUGCAGUCCAGAACCUCCCCCACGGAGACCCUCGUUCACUCGCUCGGGGUCGGUCCGCUACCAGGAGAGCGAGGUGUCUCCAGAGUGCAAUGACAAGCCUUCAGGGAAGAGGAAGUUCAAAAGCAAACACCUAAGUGACAACGAUGAGCAGAAGAUUAAGACCAAACGCAGCAGCUUGGGCAAGCGUGCUGCCUCUCUCGCCCUGGAUGAUGACCGUGCUGAUGUUAAAAGAACAGAAAGCCCUCCGCCCACUCCAAAAAGUUUGCCAUCAUCUCCAUCCAAUAAAAAAGGCUCAUCAGGGAGAAACAGAGGCUCAGAGUCUCCUCCCAAAAGGCCCGUUCCUCCGGAGGUUCGACGGCUUAUUGUGAAUAAAAAUGCCGGGGAGACUUUGCUGCAACGUGCUGCACGUUUGGGCUAUCAGGAUGUAGUUCAGUACUGCCUUGAAAAGGACAUCAGGGAGGUUAAUCGGCGCGAUAAUGCCGGUUACACAGCUCUCCACGAGGCGUCCUCUCGAGGCUGGACUCAAAUUGUCCAGAUGCUGCUGAAAUACGGAGCUGAUGUCAACUGUAGCGCCCAGGAUGGGACAAGGCCCCUUCAUGAUGCAGUAGCGAGUGAUAACCUUCCCAUCGUCUGGCUGCUCCUGAACCACGGUGCAGACCCGACUCUGGCCACCUACUCCGGACACACUCCGGUCAAACUGGCACACAGCCCAAGCAUGAAGACCUUCCUCACAGAAUAUUUCACGGACCUGGAAGGCCGCAAAGAACAGGACUCCAGUUUACCCUGGGAAUUCUACAGCAGCUCCUUGUUUGAGACUGACCAGGAGCCGUGCUGGGACUUCCUGCUGUCCGAGCAGAAUCAGGAGCUGGAGGAGGACACUACAGGGAGGACUGACACAGACUCGGACAAAGAUUGUCUUCUGUUUGAGUUCUCCUCCGAGCCCCUCUUACCCUGCUAUCAUGUUCAGGUGUCAUUAACCCAGGGCUUCUGUAACUGGUUCCUCCUGACAGACGUCCUGAAGCGCCUGAAGAUGUCGGCACGGAUCUUCCGGGCACGUUACCCGCACUUGGAGGUGGUGAGUCUGUCGCGCGCAGAGCUGUGGAGGCAGGUGUCGAUCAGCCAGGUGAGCUCCGCUUUGGCUUCACCUUACAAAGGCAAAAAUAAAGAAGAGGAAGAGGAGGAGGAAGAGGAGGGACUUGUAGAUCUGGUGCGAUGUGUACCAGAGCUCCAGAGACUACUGGGCUCCUCCAUUCACAUCCUUCAAGAGGACGAGGAGCAGGAGGAGGAGGAGGAGGAGGAGGAGGAGGAGGAGGAGGAGGAGGAGGAGGAGGAGGAGGAGACAGUGACGAACACAGGGAAGCCUCGCAGCCGAUAGCCUCUCUUUCAUCGCACUCCUCUAACGUGCAAACUGUUGUCAACCCGAGUCCUUCCCUGCAAGCAGCAGCUCAAAGGAAACCUCUCCGUCCGACGUAACGAGGCUCGACAGUAAUGACACUCCACCUAUAACCUUUGACCUCAGACAGAAGGUGAUUCAGUGAUCACAAGGACCUGCACACGGGGGUGGUCGGUGCUGGAAAGCAGCUUUCAGGUUCCUAUCUAUAGGUAUAUUUGAAUACAUGAGAACUAUUGAGCAAACCUUUUGUAUUGAUUAUGUAUGUACAUGGUAGUGUAUAUGUAUAUCUUGCCAUCAGGGUUUAAACAUUUGGUUAUAUAAAUGUAUUCUUGUGGCAAAGGACGAAUUAUGUUUAGGACUUUUUGUUUGUUCCCGAGGGAAAGCGAUAUUUUUUUUUGACGGGAGAUAAUCCGAGACUUUUAUCUUGGUGAACUCUUGCGUAAAGCUAAGACGCUUAAGUCAGGGAGGCCACUGGCCCAGAUGGUUUCUCUGUCAACCUGGGAGACCUGGAGACCUGCAGAGACGAGACCACGGCACAUAACAUUAAUCAUUUCCACUUUUCUUUCACUUCAUCAUCCACUAGAGAUCGUUACCAGACGGAUCAAGUAGCUCACGAUGUUUAUUUUCCCUCCAUGUUUCACACAGUGAGGACGUGCAGCACUGAGCUGCUGACUUCUCUGCUCGCAGUAUGAAAUCAUGUCUUUUUUUUUGGGACUUUGAGAUUGAGAGUUUGUUUACAGAGGUGGACAGAUAGCAGCGUUCUCCACUCCCCAGGUUGCACUCCUCACGAACUGAUACAGAAUCCUGUGGAUCUCUCUCAGAGGAACAGUAGUACCACGUCUGGAGUCCAGAGCUCCUGAGUCCGAGGAGCCGACACGCCCUCUUAACUGCAGCCACGUCCCGAUACGGUGUCCCCCCCAGACCCCAGAGUGCUUUGUGUUGCAGUGUUUUAUUCACACUGUUUGUUGUGCUUAAUUUAAUAGUCAUUAAUAUAUUUGACCUCUUGUGUAUCUGACAAGCCUAUCUAUGAAAAAAAUUGCUUUGUAUGGUUGGUGCUUCAUUUUGAAAAUGUACUUAUUAGGAUCCCUUUAUUCUGAGAUUUUCCUCCCUCAUUCAAGAACAGUAUUUCAAAAAAAAAAAAAAAGCUAAAGUACAGUUUUAUUGUACUGGUGCUAAGACAGAUUUUGUGUUGACAAUCAAUGAUGUUUUGGUUUGAAGUCACAAACUAAUAAAAAGAUAUUUAAGAUGAAGAGACUUAAGGUGUAAAGAAAAGUAUAGUUUAGUUAAAGAAAGCGGGAUACAGCACGACUGAAAGACUGAGCAGUGUGUGAAGAGCCUUUUAUUUGAUUCUUUUAUAAGAAAUCAACAAGAAUAAAGCAUGAUUGUGAAUCAUAGUUAUUAUCUCUUU
Messenger RNA from Epinephelus moara (kelp grouper), 6656 nucleotides. RefSeq names its product BCL6 corepressor-like 1 (gene bcorl1). Gene Ontology annotation, cellular component: nucleus. NCBI's taxonomy places the organism in Eukaryota, Metazoa, Chordata, Actinopteri, Perciformes, Serranidae. The coding region runs from base 491 to 5230 and encodes 1579 amino acids. Gene Ontology annotation, molecular function: transcription corepressor activity; protein binding. The transcript has 13 exons. Gene Ontology annotation, biological process: negative regulation of transcription by RNA polymerase II. The record is from RefSeq and is a predicted model, not a curated record.